AUCGACACCGCGAUCUCCUCCCACCGUGGAAUCGAUUUCUGCCGGCGAAACUAUGGCGGAGCCGGAGCUGCUUCUGGACUCGAACAUCAGGGUGUGGGUGGUGCUGCCCAUCGUACUCAUCACCUUCCUCGUGGGCAUCAUCCGCCACUACGUGUCGCACCUGCUGCACUCCGACAAGAAGGUAGAACUCGAGCAGGUCUCCGACAGUCAAGUCCUGUUACGAAGCAGAAUACUCAGAGAGCAUGGGAAGUACAUCCCACGGCAGUCGUUCAUCAAUCGCAAGCACUACUUCAAUGACACCGAAACAGGCUUUUUUAAGAAAACCAAGAGGAAGACCAUCCCUAAAAAUCCUAUGACAGACCCAAGCAUGCUGACCGACAUGAUGAAGGGAAACUUCACGAACGUGUUGCCCAUGAUUGUCAUCGGUGGCUGGAUCAACUGGACCUUCUCCGGCUUUGUGACCACAAAGGUGCCCUUCCCGCUCACGCUGCGCUUCAAGCCCAUGCUGCAGCGCGGCAUUGAGUUGGUGUCGCUGGACGCGUCGUGGGUGAGCUCAGCGUCGUGGUACUUCCUGAACGUGUUUGGGCUACGCAGCAUGUACUCCCUCAUCCUGGGACAGGACAACGCUGCUGACCAGGCCCGGAUCAUGCAGGAGCAGAUGUCUGGUGCUGCCAUGGCUAUGCCCCCUGACCCCAACAAGGCAUUCAAGGCCGAGUGGGAGGCCCUGGAAAUCACGGAGCACAAGUGGGCGCUGGAGACUGUGGAGGAGGAGCUCAUGGCCAAGGACCUGGUGCUGGACGGACUCUUCAGUGAAGAGCGAGAGCCCGUCAUGUUCUGAGACUCGUCCCGCACGCACACCCUCCCGCAGAGCACAAACUUUCCAUACUCGACAUUCUGGCUGGGCUACACCAUGGGUGGUGACUCUAAAAAGGUUAAUUAGUUUUAUUUAUUCUACAUCAAUAAAUGCCCGCUUUUCCUAUGGAAUUACACGUGAACAGCAGAUGUUAAAAUAGGUUAUUCUGCUGCUGUGUUCUGAUGGUACUUUGCCAUGAGUUGAAGGGACACGCAAGUGUUUUUUUAAGAUCGCGCUUCAUAAAGUCUUUGCAGAAAGUUCCAAAUGUUUUUUUUCACAUUCGUGUUUUUUUAGUGCUACUCUGUCUUGAUAUCGUUUCUCAUGCAAGUAAUGGUUAGUGAGAUGAAUGCAGCUUUAUUUAUGUAGGUGUGUUUGUGACCUUUCAUGAAGUAAUCUACUCUGCGUUGUCUGGCGUAUGGAAUGCGGCCUUGUAGAAAUUACCAGCAAACGAGUGAAGGUGUCCAGAUGUCCCCCCCAGCACGGCCAUUUGGCCUAGUAGUGAUGGGUCCCUGUGUGCGUUGAUCUUGACAAUGUCAAUCUGAUAGCCAAAUUAUCGUGUCGGUAAAAUUACCCAUUCGACCCUGAUUGAACGGCCAAUGGACAAGGCAGUGCUCGUUGAGAGAAAUCGCAUGGCUUCGCUCGUACAGUUGAGUUGAUCACAGUAAAAGCUUGUAUAGUUCUGUAGCAUUAACGACGUUAAUAGGUGCCUGUUUCUUUGGCCCAUUGUACUUAUUGAUGGAUGGCACGAUGGGGUAGUGUGGGUAUGUCUUCCUCUCGUGUGGGUGGCCUAGAAGAAUUUGCCCGUCAAAGAGGAAGGCCUUUCACCUGCGUGUUGUCAAACACUCCCAGCACCAGUUAGCAAAUCUUUAUUUUUAAGAGAUUAAUAUCUGUGCAAACUAUGCCAACUUUUUCUGCAUAUUUUAUUGUUGAGCCACCACAAUGCAAAAUAUUUCCAAGAUGAGUUGGUUGUUUGCCUUGCCUCUGAAGGUCCAUUUCUUGAAACAUUCGUCAUUUGCUGCCAGUAAAUGCACACCUUUAACCCUGUGACUUUGCCAUUGAGUUGUUUGAUCACUCAAAAAUGACUCCUAGAGGAGUCUUUCCUGUAGGGCGGUGGUGCAUAUAUAUAAAAAAAUCAGUCGUGUA
Petromyzon marinus (sea lamprey) is the source of this 1996-nucleotide messenger RNA. It is a transcript of the gene EMC3, whose product is annotated as ER membrane protein complex subunit 3. Gene Ontology annotation, biological process: protein folding in endoplasmic reticulum. NCBI's taxonomy places the organism in Eukaryota, Metazoa, Chordata, Hyperoartia, Petromyzontiformes, Petromyzontidae. The record is from RefSeq and is a predicted model, not a curated record. Gene Ontology annotation, cellular component: EMC complex; membrane.